AUGGCUCUGCUGGUCUCAUUUCAUGGAGGGAAUCGGGUCAUAGCGUGGGUCCUGCUUCUGCUGCUGUCAGUGGUGUGCGUGCAAGCUGGGAACUCAGCAGGAUCCAACAGAGUAAAUGGCUAUAGGGUGGAGCAACCAGAACGCCUCUCUGGUGUCCAGGGCGGCUCCAUCGAGAUCCCCUUCUCCUUCUACUUCCCUGGGGAAUUGGAACAAAUUCCACCAAUGAGGAUUCUCUGGAGAUGGAAGCAGUCCUAUGGGGAAUUGAUCUACAACUCUUCCUCGGGUUUUAUACAUGAGCAUUUUAAGGACCGGCUCAUCCUGAACUGGACACAGCCUCAGACAUCCGGAGUCCUCACAAUUCUGGACUUGAAGGAGAAGGACCAGACAGUGUACUUCUGCCAAGUUCGUCUGAACACAAGUAAAGGCUUACAGAAGUUUCAUUCGAAUAAAGGGACCCACCUCACCAUCACCCGUGGUCCCCACGUUCUCACCAUGAUCAGGUCUUCUGGUCGCUUCACCUCCUCUGUGGCAGCUGUGACUUCAGCUUCCACACCGAGUGCACUCAGGUCCAGCCUAGUCACUGUGUGGGCAUUGCCCCGCCCAUCCAUCACCACUGCUGGGCACGCUUGUGGUCAUUAUAUAUGGAGAGACACAGACACAGGCAGAAUUCAACCCCUGCCUGAGGUCAUGCUGGUGACCGACAGACCCCACAGGACCUUUUAUGUCCGAGUGUUUCUCAACCGGUAG
This is a messenger RNA of Microtus oregoni (creeping vole), 747 nucleotides long. RefSeq names its product paired immunoglobulin-like type 2 receptor beta. The record is from RefSeq and is a predicted model, not a curated record. The transcript is spliced from 3 exons. Lineage: Eukaryota; Metazoa; Chordata; Mammalia; Rodentia; Cricetidae. The coding region runs from base 1 to 747 and encodes 248 amino acids. Gene Ontology annotation, molecular function: MHC class I protein binding.